This is a messenger RNA of Hippopotamus amphibius kiboko, 1335 nucleotides long. RefSeq lists its product as uncharacterized. The transcript is spliced from 7 exons. Gene Ontology annotation, molecular function: metalloendopeptidase activity. The record is from RefSeq and is a predicted model, not a curated record. Gene Ontology annotation, biological process: extracellular matrix organization. Gene Ontology annotation, cellular component: extracellular matrix. Bases 1 to 1335 code for a protein of 444 amino acids. NCBI's taxonomy places the organism in Eukaryota, Metazoa, Chordata, Mammalia, Artiodactyla, Hippopotamidae.
AUGAGACCAAGGCGCUACCGAAGGAGCAGCCCUUCCGCCAUCGCGGAGCAGGAGGGAGCCCCUGCAUCUCCCCGCUCUGGCGGUCUGAGGUCCCCGAACCACCGCCUCCGUAUACCAGGCAGCCGCAAUCGGAGCCCUCUGGGGGUUGGAGUCCUUGAGGGGGCCUUUGUGGGCCUCAGCGGCAGAGCCGGGACUACAGCUCCCACAAUACCCCGCGCUUGCCCCGCCCCAAGCCCCGUCCCUCGCUGGCGGUUUCCCAUCGCCCCAGGCUACAUUUCCAGACAGCCCUGGCGGUUCUCUCCCCCUCCCUCCCGAGACAGCUGGCGAACUGGGCGUCAGCUCGCGGAGGCGUUUGGGUGUCUGCCCGGCGCAGUCCCGCCAGCAGCGGCUCUCCGACCUCUCCAGUCGCGCUGGUGGCAGGAGUUGCAUGGACCACUGUGCUUGGCUGUGGAGUCACGGUGCGCGACACACCCGGUGCAGGCGACCCCUCCCGGGUCAGCCCUCGUCCUGAGCCGCCCCAGGCCCCCAACGGCCGGCGCCCGCACUCCCGCGGUGGCUGCCCCCCACCCUGAACACGGACUCCACCUCCUGCGCCGCUUUCCACCCCGAGGAAUUGUGAAGGGCAGAAUAUUUGAUACAAGACAUGCAGCAGUCAUGACUGCCCUCCAGAUGUGGAGGACUUCAGAGCCCAGCAGUGAGUGUUCAGCCUACAAUGAUGUCCAGGAUGAGGGGCGUUAUCAUGAGUGGCUUCCGCAGUACAACGAUCCUGCUGCCCCCUGUGCGCUGAAGUGUCACGCACGGGGACAAAACUUCAUCGUGGAGCUGGUGCCCGAGGUCCUGGAUGGAGCUUGUGGCAAUGCUGACUCCUUGGACAUGUGUGUCAGCGACAUCUGUCAGGCAGUGGGCUGCGACCCGCGGCUGGGGAGCAAUGCCAAGGAAGACAGCUGUGGUGUCAGUGCUGCUGAUGGCGCCACCUGCAGGCUGGGGCGGGGACACUCACAGUCACAGGCUUCUCCUGAAGAAAGACCAGAAAGCUCCAAGGGGCGCACGGUGAAUGGACACCAGAGUCCCCAGCGCGCUGCUUGGGGGGCGGAGCAGCCGCGGGACCGGAGCGGGGCAUUACUAGUUGGCUCCGGGGAGGCGGCGGCGGGGGUGCAGCGGGGGUGCAGCCGGGGCCAGAGCCCUGGCCGGGGCCUGGCGCCGGGGCAGGCAGGGGAGCGGCGCGCGAAGCCGCGUCUACAUGCGUGGUGCCGCCGGUGCCCGCCGCGCCAUUGUUGGGGCAGGGGGCGGCUGCUGAGCGCGGCGGAGUUGGGGAAUGAGCCGAGGCGGCGGUGA